ACAGUCCUUCUCGUCAGCUGUUCGCCUCAGCCUGUCAGCAGCAAUGUAAACAUUUCACUCAUGUGCGGUGAAUUAGCCUACAGGUUAGCGGAGACCUUUUCAAUAUACGUGUUACUUAUUCCCGACGAACCACUGGACCGCGACCAGCCUGUCGGUUUUCUUCCCGGCAGAUACUCUGGGAAUCUCUGAUGUCGCUGUGUGAGCAUGGCCUCAACUUCCAGUUUUGCCCCUCCAAAGCUAGUGGACUUCAUCCUGACAGAGCGGCUGGGCAGCGGCACAUACGCUACUGUCUACAAAGCCUACAGGAAGGGGAACAGCCGAGAAGUGGUGGCAGUGAAAGUUGUCGGGAAGAAGACGCUCAACAAGGCCUCCACAGAAAACCUGCUCACAGAGAUUGAAAUCUUGAAGACCGUGCGUCACCCUCAUAUAGUCCAGCUGAAAGACUUUCAGUGGGAUGCAGAGAACAUUUAUUUGAUUUUGGAAUGGUGUUCAGGUGGAGAUCUCUCCCGCUUUAUACGCAGUCGCAGGAUAUUACCUGAGAGUUUAGCUCGACGCUUCCUGCAGCAGAUAGCCUGCGCUCUUCAGUUUCUUCAUGAGCGGAAUAUCUCACACUUGGACUUGAAGCCCCAGAAUAUUCUGCUUAGCGGUUCUGUCCUCAAACUGGCAGAUUUCGGGUUUGCCCAGUACAUGUCGCCAUGGGAUGAGAAGAGUGUGCUGAGAGGUUCUCCUCUCUACAUGGCUCCUGAGAUGGUGUGCCGACGCCAGUAUGACUCCAGAGUGGAUCUGUGGUCAGUAGGAGUUAUUCUUUAUGAAGCGCUGUUUGGACGAGCCCCGUUUGCAUCAAAGUCAUACGCUGAACUGGAGGAGAAAAUACGAAGCAAUCAACCAAUCGAGCUCCCUCCCGGGGCUCGGGUCUCCAAGGACUGCAGAGACCUUCUGCUGCGGCUGCUAGAGCGAAAUCCGGAUGCCCGGAUCACCUUCGAGGAGUUCUUCACUCACCCCUUCGUGGAUAUGGAGCACAUGCCAAGCGGAGACAGCAUAGUGAAAGCAAAACAGCUGGUGCUGCAGGCCGUGCAGAAGGACCAGGAGGGGGAGCGGUCCGAAGCGUUGUCUUUCUACUGCAGUGCCCUCGAGCACUUUGUCCCUGCCAUUCACUAUGAGACAGACCGACAACGUAAAGAUGCCCUCAGGCAGAAGGUCAAACAGUACGUGUCGAGGGCCGAGGAGCUGAAAGCCCUGCUCGCUUCGGACAACAAGCGGAGCUUCGAGGAGGCUCGGACAUCCAGAGAUGUUCUCCGAGAAAUGUCUAAAGACCAACCGCGUCUCCUGGCUGCCGUGGAGAUGGCCUCUACUGCCAUCGCUAAGGAGGAGACUGGCUCAGACGAUCAUGAAGCUUUGGAUAUUUACCAGCAAUGCUUAGGAGAGCUACUGUUGGCAUUAGCAGCCGAGCCCCAGGGUCGCAGGAGGGAGCUGCUCCACAGUGAGAUAAAAAGUCUCAUGACCAGAGCUGAAUACCUCAAGAAGCACGUCAAGAUGCAAGAGACUGAGAGGGACGUGUCCCUGGAUCGCGAAUCUCUCGCAGAAUCUGUCAGAAGCUCGUGCAGCUUGCAGUGAGCGGGGGAGCAGCUGUAAAAGCCCGGCGUGCGCUGGACUGUCCGUCAGCGUUCAGGUCGGACACGGAGCCCCUCACCACACCAGGCUUCUGCGGGGGCCAAAGCACACCACAGCCUAACCCACUGAGUACACUAUCUGGGUGGGAUGUGACAGUCGUCAGCCAAAGGUGGAUGAUGUUUUGGCUACUGCUUUAAAGUUCCCCUUCCAAAGAAUUGGCAGGUAAAGGGCUGAGUUUAAAUGAUGUGUUUCUUUUUCUUUUUUAUAUAUAUAAGAGAAAAGGGAGGCUCCUUCAGUCCUGAAAGUAGCUCUUGAAUUUUGGAUUUGCACACCGCUGAAUGUGAAAGUUGCCGGCCUUUUUACUGCGUGUUGUUGGCGAGCUGAGCCUCAAUCCCCUCCUCCAGACACACCAUUGACAUGUAAAUGCCGGACAGCUUGGAUGACAAUACCAGCCCUUCUCUACCAACCUGCCAUGCUAAACGAGUUAAACUGAGGCUGCUGCAUUAGUUUAGCGGACAACAGCUACACGUCCCCUUCAGCAUGCUUAGAAAAACCGCAAGAAAAACGGCAACACGGUCACACAUGAGCUGUAACUCAUAUGGAGAAUCACUGGUGUCUAGAAAUGUACUGGUAAACUUUUUAGAUAGAUGUGUGCAAAUCCCUUUACUUUGGGUCAGCCACAGACCCACCAUGCCCCCUUCGCUCACAGUCCUCAUCUGGGGUGGGGCUUCUGCCUUAUUUGCACUGUUCUUGUAUUUAACUUGGGAUGGAGAUCUGUAUUUGAACCAUUUUCUAACAACAAACCCUCCAUGCUUUAAUUAAAGUUCAGAAAAUAUGCUGUUAGCUCUCUUGUCUUACUGUAAAAAUGUUCCAAAAGGGAAAACGUUAUUGGCAAUUUCCACACUGCUGUAUUUUUUUCUUUUCGUUUUUUUUAUGAAAAACUUGUUGUUUUAUUGUGUAUUUAUUGGAGGACAAGGUGGAUAU
Molecule: messenger RNA, 2595 nt
Organism: Fundulus heteroclitus (mummichog)
Lineage: Eukaryota; Metazoa; Chordata; Actinopteri; Cyprinodontiformes; Fundulidae
Gene: ulk3
Product: unc-51 like kinase 3
Exons: 17
Coding region: 205-1614 (469 amino acids)
Biological process (GO): peptidyl-serine phosphorylation; autophagosome organization; protein autophosphorylation
Cellular component (GO): autophagosome; cytoplasm
Molecular function (GO): protein serine/threonine kinase activity; ATP binding
Source: RefSeq, a predicted model, not a curated record